Meloidogyne enterolobii is the source of this 1574-nucleotide messenger RNA. The record is from the annotation of a GenBank genome assembly. NCBI's taxonomy places the organism in Eukaryota, Metazoa, Nematoda, Chromadorea, Rhabditida, Meloidogynidae.
UUUAAUUUAGAUAAUUCAAUAAAUUAAUGGCUGACGAUAUUAAUGAAGAUAUUGAUCAAGACGAGGAGAUGGAUUAUAGUGACGACCAGGAUGAUAGGGAAAUGUUAAAUCGACUUAAACUUGAGCUUGUAAAAAAAGUUGUUCAAAGUGUCAUGUCCAGCUGUACUAAACGUGGUUAUUGCAGAGAUGGGGACAUUGCCGAUGUGUUUUCCGGUAGAAAAGAGCGCAGAUUGAAGGAUAAAGUUUUAAAAAUAGUUAAAGAAGAAUUUAUGAAUGUUUUUGGAAUGAAGUUAAAACGCGAUGAUGAUAGUAAACGAUAUUAUCUCUAUAAUGGACUUGGAAGCAAUCUUGCAAUGAACGUUUCUCAAUGGUACGAUAAAAGAUGUGGGCCUCUUUCCAAAUCCUUGGCCUCAGAAGUGCGCAGUUUAAACAGUAAUAGUACAAACAAUAAUGCUUCUGAUGAUGAGGAUCAAGAAAGUGAAAAAUUAGUGGAAAAUAGAGACUUUAAACGCUGGUUGCUUACCUCAACUUUAAUGUUUAUUUUUAUGUCAAAACGGCAUCAAAGCAAAGGCAAUGCGAACGAAAAAGGAAUUGAUUUUUUGUUGAUUAAAGAAUUUUUGAAUAAAAUGUUUGACAAAUUUAACACUGAACACUUGACAGAAAAACAAUAUAUGAAUAUUUUAGGCCCGGCAAAAUCGGCAGAAUUUAUUUCACAGGGUUGGCUUAAAUGUAAUAUACAAUUUGAUCAAGCAUCAGGAGUAGACGACAUUUUUUAUCAUUGGGGACCACGUGCAGAAACGGUUGUUAGCAAAAAGGAAAUACUCGAAGAAUUCGUAAGGAUUUAUGGUGGAACAAUUAAUGAUUGGCCUAAUCAUGCGAAAGCAGCUGGCGUUAGAAUUGAAAAGAAUUAAAUUUUGUAUAUUUUCUACUUUUUUGCUUCAAGUAUUUUGUUUAACCUAGAAAAUUACCCUCUUUUAAGUAUAUAUUAGUCACGAUUCUCUUCGAAAUAUUUUUAAUGUUGCUAUGCUUUAAGGUUGUUGGGACCCGUUUUAUUAAGCUGUUACCUUCGGAUUUUCGGUCAUUCCAAAAUUUUAAAAACUCAAUUCUCGGUUUUAUUCUUUCAGUAAACUAUCGGCUUUGUUUUGGGGAAUUAAAAAAAAUCCGCUCAUUUUCAAGAAUUUUUCGAUUUUAAAACAGGUCUCCAAAAACUCUGUUUACUACUUUUAAUAAGCGGGAUAAAAUGUCAUUUGUACAGAAAAAUUUUUUAUUUGCUUAAAAUAAAUUAAAAAAGGAAAGGAGACAUAUUGAGACGGACAUAUCGAAUAAAAAAUGUAUUAUCCAAGACUCAGUGGCCGUAUGUCCAAAAGGCAAUAGAGUAGCUGUUCGUACAUUAAGAUAAAACCCGUAUUUUUUUCAACACUAAACCCGAUCCGAGGAUUUUUUUAAGACCUGACCCGUUUUUAUCAACCCGAGAUAAUUCUCGAUAUGUCUGGCUCCCUUAGAAAAUACUGACAUGAGAUUUUUCGGCUGUAGUGUAGUGUACCGGUGGUAAAAGUUCAGGAUGUGACAUAUGU